Messenger RNA from Neoarthrinium moseri, 1398 nucleotides. RefSeq lists its product as uncharacterized. NCBI's taxonomy places the organism in Eukaryota, Fungi, Ascomycota, Sordariomycetes, Amphisphaeriales, Apiosporaceae. The coding region runs from base 1 to 1398 and encodes 465 amino acids. The transcript is spliced from 3 exons. The record is from RefSeq and is a predicted model, not a curated record.
AUGUCUCUGCUUUUCUAUCGGCGGCCAGACUACCUGAGCCGAAGCCGCAAUAGACCUGAGCUGGCCGAGUCCCUCUGUGCCUCGUAUCUGGAGGUGGCUGAGGCAACCAAAUCAAAGAUACCGACGAAUCUCUCUUUCGAGGAGAUAGUCAAGAACAACACCCUUCCGCCAUGUUCCCUCAAUGAUUUCAUGGACUACUUGAUGUACGUUGAGUACAAUGCGGAAUGCCUGCAGUUCUUCCUUUGGUACUGCGAUUAUGUCGAGCGAUGGAGCAAACUACCUCAAGAGGAGAGGGACUCGUCACCUAUGAUACCCUCCAAUAAAGGGGCGGUUAACAGGCGCAAGCAUGCGCGGACGAACAGCUACACAGAGAAGACUGAGCGGUUCAACCGCAUCCUCGCCAUCUUGGAGAAGAGUCCAAAGCAUGACAGCACGGUAUCCAAACCGGUGGGUAGAAAGUCACGGAGAAACGACUCCGUGUCGACCAACUACUCCUGGCCUCGCCCAACUUCUUCUUCAGGAGCCAGUCACUCCAGCUCAGACAGUUCAAGACACAGCUCGGCAUCGUCUAAGACGCAGCCCUUCCGCGAUGAGAUAUCCCGUGUCGUCCGCCACUACAUCUCUACCGGCGGACCACGGCAGUUGAACCUCACACACCAGGACAGGACGGCCUGCAUCGACGCCGUGCACCAGACCACCCACCCGUCGGCCCUGCUGCCCGCCUUCGCCGCGGCUGAGGCCAUACUCAGGGGCCAGUGCCACCCGAACUUCAUCAAGUGGAGCAUCGCCAACAGCAACCGUCCACGCGUUGUAUUCGUCCGCGGCCUCGCAGCGACGCUGAUCCUGCUCGGGUUCGUGCUGGACGCGCUGCUGGUCCUCUCGGGCCUCAACCCGCUCCUGAGGCUCACCGCGGCACCUCUGUGGUGUGCCGGUCUCUCGUUCCUCAUUGCGUCCCGGCAUGGCCUGUGCAUCAUCCUCCAUUGCAACUACAAGAGGAACCUGCGGCCUUGGGAGCAGUUUAGCGACGACGAUGUAGGGAGCGUCUCGGACAUGGACGAGAAGGCGGAAGCGCUGGAGGACGACAGCAAAGAAGACGUCCAUCGGCACAAGAGGACGGGCACCAACUUGUCCGUGGGCAGCAGCCGGACUGACCCCUUGCGAAAGCAGAGCCUACAGAGCUUCGGCGCCCCCAACACCUUCGACGCGGAGCCCUGGGUCGGGCUGUACCACGAGAAGCCCCUGUGGAAGCGGGUGUUCGACGUCUCGGUCAUGACGCAGAACAAGCACCUCAGGGCCAUUCAGGAUCGGAUCGUCUUCAAGGCGAUCCUGGGCGGGAGUUUCUUGGCGUUGGCCAUGGCGGCUGGCUCAAUAUUUAUACCCUCUGCUGACUUGUUUUGA